This is a messenger RNA of Numida meleagris (helmeted guineafowl), 616 nucleotides long. RefSeq names its product G protein subunit gamma 7 (gene GNG7). The transcript is spliced from 4 exons. The record is from RefSeq and is a predicted model, not a curated record. NCBI's taxonomy places the organism in Eukaryota, Metazoa, Chordata, Aves, Galliformes, Numididae. Gene Ontology annotation, cellular component: heterotrimeric G-protein complex. Bases 245 to 451 code for a protein of 68 amino acids. Gene Ontology annotation, biological process: G protein-coupled receptor signaling pathway. Gene Ontology annotation, molecular function: G-protein beta-subunit binding.
UCUGAUUGGCGGAAGGCGCUGCCCGUCGGCGGGGGGCGUGGCGGCGGCAGCAAGCUGCGCUGCGCGGCAGAGCCCCGCUGGUGUCCGGCGGCGGCAGCUCCUCCCUCCGCCCCGAGCGGCCCCUACGGGACCGGAGAACCAGCCCCGUCUCCAGGCAGAGCGCGUCGCCCUUUGGUCGGAGCAGGUGGUGUGAGCACCCCCGGAGCAGGAUCCUCAGUGCUGGGCCCGGCGCCGAUGGCAGACAAUGUCGACGACUAACAACAUCGCGCAGGCACGCAAGCUGGUGGAGCAGCUCCGCAUCGAGGCCGGCAUCGAGCGGAUCAAGGUCUCCAAAGCCUCUUCGGAGCUGAUGAAUUACUGCGAGCAGCAUGCCCGGAGCGACCCGCUGCUGGUGGGGGUGCCCGCCUCCGAGAACCCCUUUAAGGACAAAAAACCCUGCACCAUCCUAUAGCCGCCCCCGCUGCGGUGCGUGCCCCCCGGGCAGGGCCGAGCCGGACCCGCUGUCACCGCGCCGCGCCGAGGGGUAAAACGCCAAACGUCGGCCGCAGCGCUUCCAUCUGCGGGCACUGCGGGCUGGGGUUGGCCGAGGGCGGGCGCUGCGCCGAGGUUUUUUUGG